ACCCCCCAAACACCCUUCUUCAGAUCUCACCAUCACACAAAUCCAAAUCUCAACUACUUUCUCAAAUAUCCAAAAAAAAAAAAAGAAGAUAUGUCAGGAAGAGGAAAGGGAGGAAAAGGGUUAGGAAAAGGAGGAGCAAAACGACAUCGUAAGGUUCUCAGAGAUAACAUCCAGGGUAUCACCAAACCUGCCAUCCGUCGUUUGGCACGUAGAGGUGGAGUGAAGCGUAUCAGCGGGCUGAUCUACGAAGAGACACGUGGAGUCCUGAAGAUCUUUUUGGAGAACGUCAUUCGUGAUGCCGUCACCUACACCGAGCAUGCUCGCCGCAAGACUGUCACUGCCAUGGAUGUUGUUUAUGCUCUCAAGAGACAAGGCCGUACUCUCUAUGGUUUCGGCGGCUAGGUUUAUUGUCAGAUUUAGGGUUUUGUAAUUGGGAAUUGUUAUUAGUAGUAUUCUGAAUAUUAGGUUUGUUUUAAUUUCUGUGUGGUUGUAAUUCCUCCAUCUCGAGGGUAUUUUCGGUAUUAAUGAAAUCUAUUAAUGGAACAAUCAGUUUAUUAUUAUUA
Molecule: messenger RNA, 563 nt
Organism: Erigeron canadensis
Lineage: Eukaryota; Viridiplantae; Streptophyta; Magnoliopsida; Asterales; Asteraceae
Product: histone H4
Exons: 1
Coding region: 91-402 (103 amino acids)
Biological process (GO): nucleosome assembly
Cellular component (GO): nucleosome
Molecular function (GO): structural constituent of chromatin; protein heterodimerization activity; DNA binding
Source: RefSeq, a predicted model, not a curated record